Molecule: messenger RNA, 516 nt
Organism: Miscanthus lutarioriparius
Lineage: Eukaryota; Viridiplantae; Streptophyta; Magnoliopsida; Poales; Poaceae
Source: the annotation of a GenBank genome assembly
AUGAAGAAGGCGGGCGUCGACAAAUCUCUCCUCGCCGCAGUCCAACCCGGGGAGAACCUGGGGGUGUGCGAGGAGGUGAAGAAGCAACUAUGGCUAGCGGGGCCGCUGAUCGCCGGCACGCUGCUGCACAACGUGAUCCAGAUGGUCUCCGUCAUGUACGUGGGCCACCUCGGCGAGCUCCCUCUCGCCGGCGCCUCCAUGGCCAACUCUUUCGCCACCGUCACCGGCUUAAGCGUGCUGCUUGGCAUGGCGAGCGCUUUGGACACCCUGUGCGGCCAAGCCUACGGAGGCAGGCGAUACAAUCUCCUGGGCAUCUACAAGCAGCGCGCCAUGCUGCUGCUCACCCUCGUCAGCCUCCCUCUGGCUGUCGUCUGGUUCUACACCGGCGAGAUCCUUCUCCUGUUCGGCCAGGACGCGUACAUCGCUGCGGAGGCCGGCACCUAUGCCCGGUGGAUGAUCCCGGCGCUCUUCGCCUACGGCCUGCUGCAGUGCCACGCCUGGUUCCUGCAGACGUAG